Molecule: messenger RNA, 1115 nt
Organism: Empidonax traillii (willow flycatcher)
Lineage: Eukaryota; Metazoa; Chordata; Aves; Passeriformes; Tyrannidae
Exons: 4
Coding region: 1-762 (253 amino acids)
Source: RefSeq, a predicted model, not a curated record
AUGAACCCGGGACAAUUGCACCUCACCAAGGAGACUCUUCAGACCAUUCCCUUCAAGGACUGUGUACUAGCAGAGGUCAACGGAGCUCCCCGGGGUGGUGGGGGCCGGACUACGGCUCCGCUCGGGGUGGGCGCUGCCGAAGGGCGCGGGGAUGCGGCGAAAGGCGGCCCCGGCACUGUGCUCGCCGCCCCACGGGGAUGCGCGCAGCGGUGCGGGGGCGGGAUCGUGCCUUGCUCCCCCCAGAGCUGCGGCCCCGGCCCGGCCCCGCCGCCCGCCUCCCUCUCUGCCCCGCUGUCAGAGCCGGCUGCCGCGGGGCAGCGGGGCACGGCGGGUGUGCGGCGUCUCCCUGCGGUGGUUGCUUUGGUACCGGGGCGGCGGCUGCGCCCCACGCGGGUUCCGUCCGUCUAUCCAUCCAUCCAUCCAUCCGUCCGUCCAUCCGUCCAUCCCUGCGUGGGCGGCGGCUCGUGUAUGUGUGUGACUGACAGUGCGGCGCGCACAGCGCGGGGCAGCCGCCCGCUCGCAGCCUGCCGGGGCACGGCGGCGCGCCCCGGCUGUGGCAGCCCCUUCUCCGUCCCCCGGAGCCCUCCCCAGUGGGGGCGACCUCAGCGGCCUCGCUGCUCGUCCUCCUCCUCCCUCCUGGCGGGGCAAGUUUUUCAGAUUCAGGAGAGAAUACUUUGUUACGUGUUUGUAAAGCAGCCAGGACUCUACAGUCUCUGGGCAGAUUCUGGCACUGUACUCAUAAGGAGCAAAAACAACACAUGAACGAAUCCUGUGGGAUGCUUCAGACGUACUAUGGUUCUAAAGCAUUUAGUGAAUAGGUAAGGUGGUGGGAGACAUAAGAAGAAGUCAGGAAGGGAUUAAAAUUUGUCUUUUUAGCCUGACAAUGUUGGGGAGUUUUUAUCUGAAUAUAUGAUAUAAUCAGUUUAGCUACAAUCACCUUCCUCUUUGUAAAAUUUCAAGCUGAAGAUGCUCUUCACUUCCAGAUUCUGUUUCUGGAAUAUAUUGAAUUCUGCACCAUCUCUCAGCACUUAAGCAUGUCCUUAACUUUCCACAUUCACAUCAGGACCACGUGGAAUACCAUUCAAUUCACUGGAAUUACACACAUGGUUAAAGGC